Hyla sarda is the source of this 1387-nucleotide messenger RNA. It is a transcript of the gene SNRPE, whose product is annotated as small nuclear ribonucleoprotein polypeptide E. Gene Ontology annotation, biological process: spliceosomal snRNP assembly; mRNA splicing, via spliceosome. Gene Ontology annotation, cellular component: U1 snRNP; U4/U6 x U5 tri-snRNP complex; U5 snRNP. Gene Ontology annotation, molecular function: RNA binding. The record is from RefSeq and is a predicted model, not a curated record. Lineage: Eukaryota; Metazoa; Chordata; Amphibia; Anura; Hylidae. Bases 168 to 446 code for a protein of 92 amino acids. The transcript has 5 exons.
UAGACUGGCCGAAAAGGGCGGGAAAAGUGGUCUUCCGGUGUUACGUCACGUUUCUUCCUGCGUCUUGUAUCAUCCUUUUCCGGCGCUUUUCGUGCGUCACUACGGCUAGUUGGUCGCGGUGUUCGUUCCGUUUCCGGUUACUUACAGGCGGACGAUUUGCAGUGAAGAUGGCGUACCGUGGACAGGGGCAGAAAGUACAAAAAGUGAUGGUUCAGCCCAUCAAUCUUAUUUUUAGGUAUUUACAAAACAGAUCUCGGAUCCAAGUGUGGCUGUAUGAGCAGGUGAACAUGCGUAUUGAAGGCUGCAUUAUUGGUUUUGAUGAAUAUAUGAAUCUGGUUUUGGAUGAUGCUGAAGAAAUCCAUAUGAAGACAAAGUCACGGAAGCAGCUUGGUCGUAUUAUGCUUAAAGGAGACAACAUUACUUUGCUACAAAGUGUUGUAAAUUGACCACAUCUAGUUCCUUUUAUUUGUUUGAAUUUUUUUUUUUAUUAUUAUUGUUUAAUACAAAGUUUGGAGCCCCUAUUAUUUUUUCUUCUUCUCUUGGAAACUAGUGAUGGCUGUGUACAUUGUUUUUUGAUAAAUAACCUCUAAUUCAAGUUUGUAUUGUUGCUUGUUGUAUAAAUUGCAGCUGUACGGGUGGGUAAUGUUGUUUAUAUUAUCCAACAUUCUGACUUCACAGAUCUAAAAUGAGUGAGCUCUAUCAAGGUUUAUAUCUGCAAAAAGCUAGAUCCAUUACUUCCGUGUAUAUAUGCCGUUUACAUAGGCGUGGCAGCAAAUGGCACUGGCAAGGAAGUCAUAUUGGUCAUCAACUUGAUUACAUCUGGCUUCAAUAUAUCAAAGAUUGAUGACUUUCAAUGUUUUGUCUAAAAGAUGUUGGAAUGAUAAUAAGCAACUUACAAAGUUCAUUAUAGUUAACAUCUGCACCCAUUUUGCCUAUUUGAUUCCCCUAUCUGUCUGAUGCGUUUGAUUAGCAGUCCUGUCAACAAGAUGGUGUUCUAUGGAGAAGCAUGUGACCAUGAAAUUACUUCUCUAUAGAAAUGCACUGAGCAUAAAGUAGUGCUGGCGCAAUGAAGUAGGUUACAUUGUAUAGUCACAUACUCCUCCAUAGGGGGUUUUCUUAUAGACUGCAUCUCUGCCACAUCAGUCAGUGGGGAGACUGAGGGGACAGAGCCUCCUUGGUAUGCAGAAUGAGGUGCAGAAGAUGCUUACUAAACUGGCAGUAAUAUAUGAACAAAGAAGACGGGCGCCUGGCACCGGCACCACUACCGUGAUGUGCAUACUGAAGACAACAUUCCUACUCAACUCAGGAAUCAAGUGAACAGACAGAGCGGUGCUCAGGUGCAGAAACAAAGUCUGUAAUCACUAGUAGCAACAAGAAAAGUUAAAAC